Messenger RNA from Nilaparvata lugens (brown planthopper), 5646 nucleotides. Its product is annotated as putative transcription factor SOX-15. Gene Ontology annotation, molecular function: RNA polymerase II cis-regulatory region sequence-specific DNA binding; DNA-binding transcription factor activity, RNA polymerase II-specific. NCBI's taxonomy places the organism in Eukaryota, Metazoa, Arthropoda, Insecta, Hemiptera, Delphacidae. The transcript has 6 exons. The coding region runs from base 762 to 2837 and encodes 691 amino acids. The record is from RefSeq and is a predicted model, not a curated record. Gene Ontology annotation, biological process: cell differentiation; regulation of DNA-templated transcription; anatomical structure morphogenesis.
UGCGGCGUACUCAGUAAAGUUGUAGGUAGCCAAUGCUUAGCGGUGAAAAACAUUACCAAUAAUUCGAAAAGUUUCAAGCUGGUGAUUUUAUUUAUUCUUUUGAAAACAGUGCUUCCAUCGUAAUAGAAAUAUUUCGCGAACAACUUUAUCAUUUUCGAUGAAAAUUUGUAAAAAAUUAGUUGAAUUAUUCGUGAAGUAAUUUUCCGGCACGACGUUAGUAAGAUAUUUUAUGUAAAAUAGCAAUUGUGAUAAAUUGUAAAAUACCUCUUAUUCAGUCGUGUGGGAUAUGAUAAGUUUUUCACAUUUCUGAUGACAAUGGACAUGUAGAUUUUUAUAUGUUAUGAAUUGUGGUGAUGCUAAGCAGCUACAAAGACUACCCUUGUGAAACUUACGAGAACUUUCAAGUACACACGAACUGAAUGUGUAAAUAUUAGCGCAAUAAUUGUGAUAAAAUCGUUAAAAAUUCGUUACUGGGACGUCGACCCUGAGUGAAAGACUCUAGUUACCUACUCAUGAUUGUAGAGACGAACUUUUUCGUAACUAUGAUUUGUUGUUUUGUGACUAAGUAAAGUGUACGGAUCACAUUGAUAUGGAAAAUAAUCGAGAAUAGAUCAUAACGAGUGCUGCCUAGAGUUGUGAUACGCUCUGAGAUUGGAUAUUGUGUUAGGUUGAGAGGAUAAUUUUCGAAUGUUGACGCGCGUUUGAAUGAUUUGAAAAUUUUUUUAUUGUGCUUGUGAAUCUUGGAGAAUUAGUGUUCUAAAAUGGAGAAUGGAGUUUUGGAUGAGUCUGGCGGUGGUCACAACGCUAUGACAUCGAACGACGGUUUACACAAUGCCUCCUCUGCAUAUGCCACACAAUACUCGCUCAUGUCAAGUCCGGUGUACGAGGCAUGCGGUUCGCCCUCGAUGUAUGGCAGCAUCUACCAUUACGGGACAGGAGCGGGACGGAUUAGCCAAUUAGAAUUAGUCGCCAAUUCCAACCACGACGAGAUGGUUCCCGUGUCUCAGGUGUUGCCCGGCGUUCACGACGUGCCCUGGCCGUAUCCUCCGCAUCAUCCUCCGGACGGCAAGAAGCCUGCCAAGGAGCAGCGCAUCCGACGUCCCAUGAACGCUUUUAUGGUGUGGGCCAAAGUUGAACGCAAGAAGUUGGCUGACGAGAAUCCCGAUCUGCACAAUGCUGACCUCAGCAAAAUGCUAGGUAAGAAAUGGCGGAGCCUGACCCCUCAAGAUAGGCGUCCGUACGUGGAGGAGGCCGAAAGACUGAGAGUGGUGCACAUGCAAGAGCAUCCCAACUACAAAUACAGGCCUAGACGCCGGAAGCACAAUAAGCGCGUCGCCGGAGGUCCCAGUCCGCCAGGGGGUGCUUCCGGUAACCUCAGUCCAACGGGGAGGUCUUCAGGCAAGCAUCAAGGUUUCGGCGUAAGCUACAGUGGCUCCACGCAGUUCCCUAGCUACUACUCUCCCCCGAAACAGACCUAUUACUCGCCGGUGGGUCUCCAAACGCCGGAGUCUUCACCAACAGGCAGUCCCGAGCCCGAUCUUCAAGAAGACUCCCAAACCAGACUCCUGGACUCCUCUUCUGACAACCCUCUGCCCACGCCUGAGAUGUCCCCCAUGGAUCAAGAUAAGGAGCAUCUCGGCUACAACGAUCAUGCAUCCAACAGCAAGCAGCGAUCCAGUUGCUCCAGUUAUCACAGUCAGGCAACUGCUUAUCACCAGGAGGCGAGCAGCAGUAACAAUAACAGUUAUUAUGCGGCGAGGAGCAGUUACCGGCCGGCCAGUUAUCCUCCACAGGCCACAAGCGCUAUUGCGGCUAUGGGUGUCGCCAAAGGUAUGGUGAUGAUGUGUACCAACCAGCGACUUCUGGGUACUUAUGAACACUCUGGAAUCGUGACGGGGACAUUCUAUCCUCCCAUUGCAACCUCCCAGGACCAACAGGCAUUGGGCACAGCCAGCACUCCCACCCCAUCCUCUCACAUGUACUCCAGCCCAAGAGCUAUUUUCUACGCGCAAAAUUACUCCACUCAGCCGAUGUCAACCAGCUCCACCAGGAGUACAUCUACACCAGAGUACCAAUCGCAAGGACACACAGGCAUGGGAAGUCCAGGUCCAGCAUCAAACAGCCGUAUGACAUCGACUCCAUCUUACCUGCACAGUCCUCAUCAGCAUCAUCAGCAGCAGCAUCAGAGUCAGACACCAACUCAUCAGCAGAGUCCUGUUCAGCAGUCACAUCAGACACCACCGCAGAUGAUAUCCUACGACCCGGGAUCGGCGGGUGUGUUGUCAGAUACCUGUGAACUGAUAUCUAGCGGAUUGGGCCCUGAAACCAUUGGAAUAGAUUCUCUGGAAUUCGACAAGUACCUGAAGUAUUCGUCGGUGAUUGGUGGGUCAGGGAUUGGGGUUGGAUCCCAAUUGUCACAGCACCACCUGAUCGAGUCAGGGCCACCUAGUGGCAUGUUGCUGGAUAGCAACCACAACUACCACCAUCAUCAUCACAAUGUGGUGCAUCAGAACCAUCAGCAGCAACAUCAGGUCUCUGCUCACCUACCAUCGGCAUCCUACCACUCACCACACUACACAACACACUACAGCGCAUCACCCACUAUUCCAACCUACAGCACUCAGGGCCUGCUUGAUCUGACACCUAACCUUGAAGAACAACACCAACAACAACAGCAACAACAACAACAGCAACAGCAGCAACAACAGUAUGCUGCCAUUCAUGGCUCCCAUAUGCAGCCACUUGUUGCCUCUGGAAACGGACAAGCUCAAAUGAAGUCUGAUGAGGAUUUCAGUGUGAUUCUCGCAGACGUGAGGAAAACUUGUUACAGUAGUUGAGAAAGGAAAAGUGGCAAUUGGGUGAUGGUGUUACUUGUGCAUUCUUUGUCAGAUCCUUGACAUUUUUGAUUGGAUCUUUACAUUUUUUGUCACUUUAUGUACAUUUUCGGUCAGAUUCUAGAAAUUUUUGGUCAGAUUCUGUGUAUUGUCUUAGAGGAAUAAUAUUGUUUCUCUAUACAACACAUAAUAUAAUCUUUCGAUCAGACAAUAAUAAUUAUUGACUAAUCUGAACAGAUUCUAGACCUUCUAGGACAGAUUCUGAACAUUCAUGUUAAUGUUGGGUUUAUUUGUAGACAAUAUUUCGUAAGUGAGAAUUAAGACCUGAAACUCCAAUCAAUUUUUAGAGUUUGAAACAAUUUAUUUUGGAUUUGUAUAGAGAAAUUAUCAUGCUUGAUAAGGUUACUGAGAGCAGCCUAAGCUCAACCAAUUAUAUUAUUACUUGUUACCUAAAGAGGUAACAGUGGUGAUAAACUCAUUUUUAUGAAAAGUGGUGGAGAAUGUGAUAUAGUUGUCAACUUUUUUACAUUGUAACCAUUCAAAUUAUAUAAUCUGUAUAAAGUUGUUACUUCGACUGAUAUAUUUUAAUGUGUUAUGCAUUAUUAUUUUGAGGUUGAUGUGUCACAAGAUUGGUGUGAUAGGGAUUGAUUUUAUAGACAAUCUGUUUUGGUUGAGAAACGAAGAUUCAUCCAAUAGCGUUAUACAAAUCGAUGAUAUGUAUUGUAUAGAUUCUCAAUAUUUUUCAUUGUUGAAGUUGAAAUAACUUGUAAAAUUAUCUGAUCAAGAGUUAAUUUUAUUGCCAAAACAUAACCAUAAUCAUAGAAACAAUAAUUCUGGUCUUUGCUACUUUACAUGAAAUAAUAAUAAUUCUGUCAAAGUAUUAAAUUAACAAGGAAAAUAUUAGUGAAGACUGAUCAGUACUAUAAUAAUAUUUCAAGCUAUUUAUUCUACCCGGUUAAUCAGUUGAGUAUUUCUUAGUAGUGUAUGAUUUCUAUUAAAUGGAUCAUAAGAAAUGAUCUCUCAACAAUUAUUAUUUUUGUAUAUAUUUUUAUAAUUUUCCUAAAAUAUUUAUAUAUAUGAUAUUGUUUAACUGAAUGUUUAUAGACUUUCAUCGAGUUACUAGGAUUCAACAAUAUUCAUCAAAUUCUGUUGAAAAUAUUGAGUUGACAGAGCUCUUUGAGAUCAUUUUUAAGGAUACAAGAGCAGAGCGUAUGAUGCAACAGUAUUAAGAACACAAAUAUUCUCGGUAGAAGCACUCAAUAAAAAAUUAAUCAAUAUACCUUCUUAUCUGAGCUGUUAAAAACUUGAAUAACAACUACUGUCAAUGUUCAAAGAAAUAUUUUUGGGUGUUGAAGAUGCGGGUUGAGUGUAUCCUUUAAUGUUACAUUGAUCAAAAUUUCUAAAAUAAUAGUUGAAUGCGUCCUUCAACGUAAAAUAGUAUCUAUCUUACAUUGCCUCAACAUUCACCUUCUAUUCUAUGUACCGUAUCUCAUCAAUAAUAAAUUACAAACACAAUCAAUCAAUUUAUUAGGAGACUCGAUUAUGACUGUAGAUUAAUUAAUAUUUUGCCCUUUAGUGUCAUUGCAUCGAAUGAUACCUAAAAAAUCAAAGAAUCUCUUAGUUAUCUAUGUUUUUUAUGGUUGUGAUUUUUGUAUUAUUAUCAUCAUUAUUCCUAAGACUUUCAUUGUUCGCGAUAACAACAAUAUUAUAUGUGAAUAUUCAAAAUCUAUGUACUCGGAACUAGAUGUUAGUUUUGUUUUGUAAUUUCGGUUGGUUAUGGCCACCAAGUUCUUCAUUUUUGGAGAUUUUCUGGACAAGACACAUUCGCUUACAACCGUUAUUUGAAUAUUUCUAUGUAAGCCCAACUCACUUGUAACAAUUUGCCAAAGAUCCACUCCCAACACUACAUUAUAAUGUAAGAUGAAAGGAUAAAAGUAAUAUUAUCUUGAAGUGGAUAAUGGAAUGACUGCUCAGGUGACAAAUGUAAAGUCUUCAUUGAUUUAUGUGGUUCAUUGGGAAGUGAAUAUUUUGUAUUUUGCAUAAAAGAUUUCUUGCCAAUAUAGAGCUGUUACAAUGGUUGACAAUUUUAUGGAAGAUGACUUAAAACGGCCUGUACGCUGGUAAGUAUAGAUUAAUUAUUAUUGAAAACUUCUUGAUAGAACAAAUGGUGGGAAAUUCAUGAUCUGGUCAUCAUAUAUUCAGUUGAUCAAAGAUCAACUUUUGUAUCUGAAUACUUAGAUGUUAAAGUAUUCGAACCAGAUUAUUUUCAUUUAAAUUGAUUUAUUUCUAUUAUCAUAAUUAUCGUUAUACUUGUUGUAAUUAUCAUUAGAAAAUUAAAUCCUUUAGAUCGGUUUUUGAAGAAAGCUGCUAAUUCUCUCCUAUAGAGUCUAUUACUUUUAGCAGUCUCGCCAUUUUGAACAGGUAUGACCCUGAUGUUAAACAAAUCCUGUCUCAAAUUAUCAUUCAUUAAAUUCAAAUAUUGGAAGAAAUAAUAAGUGUAAUGAUAAUCUGUUCUGGACCAAUUGAAUUGUUCUAUAGCAAUGCGAACAUUUCCAAAUUUUAAUCUAUCAAAUUUAGUACGAUUGGACUAAAACACAGGACGUUUAUUGUAACUUUGGUUAAUCAUAUCAAUUCUAUGUACAGAUAGAAUGAUGACAGAAUGACUCAUUGACAAGAAACAAAUUGAUGAAUAUAAUAGUAAAAUUAUUAUAUAUUUAUGUUAUUUUAUAAAUAUUUUUGUGAAUAUGAACGGAUUUGUAUAUGUUUAAGUAGAUAGAAAUAAAUAAGAACAAAUAUUUGGAACAUAUAGAAA